CACCGACCAGGAUUGUUGGACACGAUGUACUCACUGUUAAACUAGAGGAGCUAGAGAAAGCGUGCACGCCACUGAAGCACAAACAUGAUAGACCUUUGAUUAGAAUUUAAAGGUCUUCAGCUUGAACUUAAGCAAAUGACCAAAUGAAAUAUGGUUAUGGGAACGACAACCAUGGAUAGUCCAGUUAAUAGCGUGUCGACCCUGUCUUUAGCUGAAAUAGCCCAUCGAGAAUACCAGAAUGGAAAUUAUGACCGAGCAGAGAAGAUGUGUAUUCAGUGGUGGAGGAGAGAACCUGAAAAUACUGGCUGUUUGUUGUUGUUGUCGUCGAUCCAUUUCCAGUGUCGUCGAUUAGAUCAGUCUGCCCAAUUCAGCACUUUGGCUAUAAAGCAGAAUCCAAUGCUUGCUGAAGCAUAUUCUAACCUUGGCAAUGUCUUAAAGGAGAAAGGACAGCUAAAAGAGGCUCUCAACAAUUACAGACAUGCAGUCAAGCUUAAACCAGAUUUUAUUGAUGGCUACAUCAAUUUGGCUGCUGCCCUUGUUGCUGCAGGAGACCUAGAAGGAGCAGUCCAAGCCUAUGCAACAGCUUUACAGUAUAACCCUGAUCUGUAUUGUGUGAGAAGUGACCUUGGCAAUUUACUAAAAGCUUUAGGCCGAUUGGAAGAGGCAAAGGCAUGUUAUUUAAAAGCAAUUGAGACACAGCCAAACUUUGCUGUGGCCUGGAGUAAUUUAGGAUGCGUGUUCAAUGCACAAGCUGAGAUUUGGCUUGCUAUUCAUCAUUUUGAAAAAGCAGUGCAAAUUGACCCUAACUUUUUGGAUGCCUAUAUAAAUCUUGGGAAUGUUCUGAAGGAAGCAAGAAUUUUUGACAGGGCUGUCACAGCAUAUCUACGUGCAUUAGCCAUCAGUCCAAGCCAUGCUAUUGUCCAUGGUAACCUUGCAUGUGUUUACUAUGAGCAAGGGCUUAUUGAUCUUGCCGUUGAUACUUACAAAAGAGCCAUUGAGCUACAACCAAAUUUCCCGGACGCUUAUUGCAACCUUGCCAAUGCGUUAAAAGAGCAAGGAAAGGUUGAAGAGUCAGAAGAGUGCUAUAACACCGCUUUGCAACUAUGUCCAACGCAUGCAGAUUCACUGAACAAUCUCGCAAACAUCAAAAGGGAACAGGGAAAGAUCGAGGAAUCAAUAAGAUUAUACUGCAAGGCUUUAGAAGUUUUCCCAGAAUUUGCGGCAGCUCACUCAAAUCUUGCAAGCGUUUUACAGCAGCAAGGAAAACUGCACGAAGCACUCAUUCACUACAAAGAAGCCAUUAGGAUCCACCCUACGUUUGCCGAUGCCUAUUCGAACAUGGGAAACGCUUUGAAAGAAAUGCAGGACAUAAACGGUGCCAUCCAGUGCUACACGAGGGCAAUCCAAAUAAACCCAGCAUUUGCUGAUGCGCAUAGUAAUUUGGCAUCUGUAUAUAAGGAUUCGGGUAACAUCGCGGAAGCAAUACAGUCUUACAGGACAGCUUUAAAGCUGAAACCGGAAUUUCCUGAUGCCUACUGCAACUUAGCCCACUGUUUGCAAAUAAUAUGUGACUGGGCCGAUUACAAAUCACGUAUGAAGAAGCUUCUAGCAAUUGUUGAGGAUCAGCUCUCAAGAAAUCGACUGCCAUCAGUACAUCCGCAUCACACAAUGUUGUACCCGUUAUCUGCUUACCAACGAAAGGCAAUAGCAAAUAGACAUGGCAAUCUUUGUGUCGAUAAGGUUGCUUUACUGCACAAACCAGCCUACAAUCACCCACGCGACACAAAGUCAAGCCGUGGAAGGCUAAGAGUUGGUUACGUGAGCAGCGAUUUUUGUAAUCAUCCGACCUCACAUUUGAUGCAGAGUAUACCUGGUUUUCAUGACAGAUCUAAGGUGGAGAUCUUCUGUUAUUCGCUCACCAAUGAUGACAACACAAGUUUUAGGAAGAAAGUUGAAAAGGAAGCUGAACACUUUAUCGAUCUCACUCAGUUCACUUGCCAUGGCCAGGCUGCAGAUAGAAUCAACUCAGAUGGCAUCCACAUCCUCGUAAAUAUGAACGGCUACACAAAAGGAGCCCGAAACGAAAUCUUCGCAUUGAAGCCAGCACCAGUGCAGAUCAUGUGGCUUGGUUACCCUGGAACAAGUGGAGCAACUUACAUGGAUUACAUCAUAACGGACAGAGUAACAUCACCGGUCCAGUUCAGUGAUCACUAUGCCGAGAAGCUGGCCUUAAUGCCCCAUUCUUUCUUUGUGGGCGAUCACAAGCAAAUGUUUCCCCAUCUCAUUCGUGAUGUCACUGGCGACAAGCGCAACGAAGCUAAGCUGAAACAGUAUGCAAUGGAGCAAGCCAAUGGCGAAGUUAAUGCGGAGAAUAUUUCUGUUACAUGCACUACAUCAGUUGCAAGGUUCAUCUCCAUGAAUGUAGAAAAAAGAAAGGAGGAGGUUGUUGGAACGAAGGACAGCGGAGAAAGGGUCCCAGAAGUGACUCCCGCCAUGACUAGGGAAACCUAUGGGCUUCCAAGUAAUGCAUUUGUUUUUUGCAAUUUUAACCAGUUGUACAAAAUCGACCCGGAAACGUUUGAAUCUUGGUGUAGUAUCCUGAAAAGAGUUCCUCACAGUGUCUUAUGGCUGCUGCGUUUUCCUGCUGCUGGCGAGGCCAACGUCAAAGCUCAAGCUGCUGCGCUCGGUGUCGAGCAGGACAGAAUUGUUUUCUCAAAUGUUGCCCCAAAGGAGGAGCACGUCAGACGAGGGCAGCUGGCGGAUGUGUGUCUAGAUACACCUCUGUGUAAUGGCCAUACAACUGGGAUGGAUGUACUCUGGGCAGGUUGUCCCAUGGUUACACUUCCACUUGAUACCUUCGCAUCAAGAGUUGCAUCUUCACAACUUUCAGCCAUAGGUAUUCCAGAACUUAUUGCAAGAUCAAGAAAAGACUAUGAAGAUAUAGCUGUUAGACUUGGCAGAGAUGAGAAAUAUUAUAAUAAUAUAAAGAAAAAAGUUUGGGAUGGUCGCUUACUUUCGUCACUCUUCGACACGCAGAAGUACGCUCGUGAUCUAGAGACGCUGUUCUACAGAGUUUGGCGAAGAUACGAAAAAGGCCUACCAAUAGAUCACAUAUCAUUGGAAUAAAUAUCUUCGUGAAUAUCGAGAAGAAACAUUUCUUUAUCCGUGCCUACUGUCAAGACAAUUCAAAAUAUGAAGAUGGAUCUUGCAUCAAAUAUAGUGAAAACUUGUAUAUAAUUGACUGACUUGCUUUUCAAUUCUAGAAACAUCAAUAAAAGAAGUGUGGUUAGGUUGGCAGUCCCUGUUGUCUGAUUUUUGUACUAUUUUCAACCCAAAUUUAUAAUAGGCUUGAUUCUGAUACGUUUUAAUAGGAGAGUUUAAAUGCUAGAUCUUGUUUGCAGGAACUAUACAUGUGGUUGGUUAUUUUAAACAAUGGGCUUGCCGUUAGAGGCGCCUUUGUGUAAUGUAAUAUUUUUCAAUGCAAUUUUCACCAUUUAAAUUCCCCAUGAAAGUUGAUUAUUAAAACUUGCUUUAAACCUAUAAUACACUUGGCAGUUUUAGACAUGUCAGCACUGUGACAUAUUAAUGAAGAGUGGGUUUAGGGGUCGGUAUAGGAAAAGGGUUGGUUGAUGGGCGAUAUGUUCAGUAUGACAUCACAUCGCUGACUUCAAAACCCCGUUAUUUCUAAAGGCUAUUUUUGGUUAUUUAAGAUUCGCAGAUUGUGUUUGAGAUCGUAUUAUAAUUUCUGUAUAUUCUUAAAUUGCCUGACAUGUCGUAGCCAUAUAAGUACUGAGAUUUUGCAAUUCAAUUUGUUUCGUAUGCAAAAAUUAUAGUUAUGUUUAUAGAUUAAGGACAGUUAUUUAAGCGCCCA
Rhopilema esculentum is the source of this 3871-nucleotide messenger RNA. Its product is annotated as UDP-N-acetylglucosamine--peptide N-acetylglucosaminyltransferase 110 kDa subunit. Gene Ontology annotation, biological process: protein O-linked glycosylation. Gene Ontology annotation, molecular function: protein O-acetylglucosaminyltransferase activity; protein binding. NCBI's taxonomy places the organism in Eukaryota, Metazoa, Cnidaria, Scyphozoa, Rhizostomeae, Rhizostomatidae. The record is from RefSeq and is a predicted model, not a curated record.